AUGACAAAAGAAACAAUACAAGAGAUUGCCGAGCAUAUUGGAACACUUACUGAUGUGGCUUUCGACCCUUUGCAACCUCUAAGUAAGGGUUACGUGAGAGCUAGGUUUUUGCUGGAUGUAAGUCGACCAUUUAGGAAUAACAGGAUACUUCAAACUCCAACGGGUGAAUCGGUGACUAUCAACAUUGAGUAUGAGAGGAUUAGGCGACGGUGCUACCAAUGUCAACGUAUCACACAUGACAAAGAGCGCUGUCCAUUUAACCCCUUAAACCGGCAAGUGAUUGCUACGGGUGGGGUUAAAUCUUCUACUGUCAUUCCAUCGCGACUCCUCCCUCAGAUCAGUAAAGAUGAUCCGUUGUUUGGAGUUGUAACCAAUGAUGAUGUAGGGAUCGACUUUGCUACUGGUAAACCAAAAAUUUCUAAAGAAGUUCUUGAUGAGAUGCGACAAUAUUUAUCAGUCGCAGAUCCGGAAGUGAAGAAGAUUCACAUUGCUAGGGUACGAAAAUCAGUGUGGGAUCUAGAAGGGGAUUUACAAGGACAAAAAACCUGUCUAAGGUUGGAAGCUCCUACAAAAUUCACAACGGAUGUCGACAAAGGAAAGGGAUUAGUGUUUGGCUUUGAAGGAAUAGGGACGAGUACAGACGGUGGAGGUGAACACGUUGUCUCGGUUGUAGCUCUAGGAAAGGCAAUGACGCGGCUUUCGCAACCGUUGCAAUCCAGGUCGGCUACUUAUGCAACGGCCUCGCAACAUGAGCUUGAUUCUACGGGUUUCAAGGCCAGUUUCUCGGCCGGUUCAUCCGGAAUCAAGCCCUCUAGAGGGAAACAGCGGAGACGACCUAGCCAAUGGAAGAGGAAAGCUCAAGCCCUAUAA
Capsella rubella is the source of this 870-nucleotide messenger RNA. RefSeq lists its product as uncharacterized. Lineage: Eukaryota; Viridiplantae; Streptophyta; Magnoliopsida; Brassicales; Brassicaceae. The transcript has a single exon. The record is from RefSeq and is a predicted model, not a curated record. Bases 1 to 870 code for a protein of 289 amino acids.